Tachysurus vachellii is the source of this 3245-nucleotide messenger RNA. RefSeq names its product potassium channel tetramerization domain containing 15a (gene kctd15a). The transcript is spliced from 5 exons. The record is from RefSeq and is a predicted model, not a curated record. Bases 159 to 956 code for a protein of 265 amino acids. Gene Ontology annotation, molecular function: protein binding. Gene Ontology annotation, biological process: protein homooligomerization. Lineage: Eukaryota; Metazoa; Chordata; Actinopteri; Siluriformes; Bagridae.
UUCGGGAAGGAUCUCUGGCUUCAGUGCAUUCUCUUCCUGUGUCUCACUCCAACUAAAAACGGUCUGUGAAGCAAAAUAAAAAAGAUACAUAUAAAAAAACAACCGAGGCCGAGACACGAUCGAUCUGAUGUUGUAAAGAGAGCGACGCCGAUUGAGCCAUGACUUCCAAGGAGGGAAGAAGCAUGUCUCGCCUGUCUCUGACCCGCUCUCCAGUGUCUCCUCUGGCUGCACAGGGCAUCCCUCUUCCUGCUCAGCUGACUAAAGCCAAUGCCCCCGUCCACAUCGAUGUAGGAGGACACAUGUACACCAGCAGCUUGGCUACACUCACAAAGUAUCCAGAUUCAAGAAUCAGUCGGCUGUUUAACGGCACCGAGCCGAUCGUGUUGGACAGUCUGAAACAGCACUACUUUAUUGACCGGGAUGGAGAGAUUUUCCGUUACAUUCUCAGCUACCUUCGCACCAGCAAACUGCUCCUUCCUGAAGACUUCAAGGAGUUCCAGCUGCUGUAUGAGGAGGCACGUUAUUACCAGCUGAGUCCUAUGGUGAAAGAGCUGGAGCGCUGGAAGCAGGAGCGAGAGCAGCGGCGUAAGGGUCAGCCCUGUGAAUGCCUGGUGGUGCGUGUGACCCCUGAUCUUGGCGAGAGGAUCGCGCUGAGUGGAGACAAAGCUCUCAUCGAGGAGAUCUUCCCUGAGACGGGCGAUGUCAUGUGCAACUCUGUCAACGCUGGCUGGAACCAGGACCCGACUCACGUUAUUCGCUUUCCCCUGAACGGAUACUGCAGACUCAAUUCCGUACAGGUGCUGGAGAGAUUGUUCCAGAAAGGCUUCACCAUGGUGGCAUCGUGUGGCGGAGGUGUGGACUCGUCUCAGUUCAGCGAGUACAUCCUCAGUCGGGAGGACAGACGCUGUCAGAGCAUCCACACACCCAUCCGGAUAAAACAGGAGCCGUUGGACUAGAACUAACUCCUCCGUCAGAAGAUCUGCUGUGGACUGGGAGCUGGGUGUGUUCUUCUCCGCUGGCUCAGUGGACUACUUUUAGGAGCCCAUUGUGAUGGAACUCGAUACAACUCGACUUGACUGAACUCAAGCCUCAGUAGAGGGACAUGUUUAAAAGGCCAAGAUUGCAUACUGUAUAAUUUGGUCUUCCACUCCCAUUAACACUGUUGGUAUAAUAUUCAGUCAUGACCUUGUUUGUGUUUAAAACAAAAAUCUUUUUACACAAUAAUCCACGUUCCAGUUUUUCCAUCUCCACUGUGGACCAUCUCCUGCUCCAGUCUUCUGUAAAUCAGAUCCUUGCAUGUUUUUCCAAGAGCAGAGGCAUUUUUAUGAUGAUUGUGGAGUGGAGAAGUGCUUUCUGGCUGGCUGGUAUUGUGGGCAAAGCCAUAUUCCAUAGUCAUAUUUUUUUUCUUUAUCCUCUGAUGCUGCAAUAGCGACAUCCUCACUGCGAUGGAGCGUUUCCUUCUAAUCUCCUGCUGCUUAGUGACCUUCACCAUGACAGGAAUAGUUCCUGAAUGCUUUACCUGAAGUGUUCUAGAUGUGUGUGUCACGUCACACAGAUCUACACUUUACAGAAAUCCAAUUCAAUAAUCAUCCAAGCCAUGUGUAUUGGUACAUCUGUAGUUCAGAGGUAGGAGAGGGACUGCUUACAACACAGCCACAGGAAAGUGUGUCUAAACCUACGCCCAGAGCAACAGCUUACAUCCAACAGCAAACAUCGAUCCUGCAGGAAAGUGUGUUAGCCGUCUGAAAAACACAACGAUUUGGUCCAAUCAGAUUUACCCAACAUUUUUUAUGUGGUUUAAGCGAUUUCAAAUCUUACUUAUAGUAGUUGUUGCACGUUUCAUAUUCCAUCAUAUUUAAUGAUUUCAUAUUAAAAACAUAGAUGAUUAUGGUUCCCAGGCAUUCUAAUAUCGAGAGACCAACAAAUUGCAUGGUCUCUCUCUGGGUGGAAGGGAUAGAAUUACUCUCAGCCACGUCAAUCAGAGCCAUACUAGCCAAUAGUGAGCCAUCUUGUACGCAUCAGAGGGCAGUUAGUGAUCUCCGAGUGUGUUCAGCCACCCAGCAAUUAUGAAAAGAUGCGCUGGCUUCAUGAAUAUAGCAUGUAGGACUUGACAAUGGCAUAAAAUUAGCUUUUAAUGAUCCAUAGAAAAAUAUGCAUGAUGGAUCUCUUCAUUGCUGCCCUAAAGGUCCCAGAGUAUGCAAGAAUUAUUGCAAGUAGUCUAGAUUGUCAGUACUCUGGCUAUGAAAUCAGUAACCCAGGAUUAUUUAUUUUGGCAAGUUUGGCUACUUUCUACGGCCCAGAACAUGAUAAAAGCCAUGAGUCAACGUAACUACGAUGAUAACAGCCGUUUCAAUCAGGUGGCUCCCUGAAAUUCAAAUUCCCUCUUUCAGCUUUGUGUAUUCAAACAAAGAAAGGAACAACAUGCUCAUGCUGCUUGGCGAGACCACAACCAAACAUCCUCUGGAGACGCACUUGCCUGUACGUUCUCCUGAUGGAGGCAGCUUUAGGUGGAUAAUUCUGUUCACUAAACAAAUGCUUGACUCUACUGCAGCAGUACAGGGAUUAGUGUGCAGCUCAAGGCUUCUUUAGGGCUCCGGGAGAAAAACCACGGGUCAGAGAGAAGCCAACCUCCUCUUCCGAACACCCCCCAGGAGCCGAGGUCACUUUCCCACAAUCCAUUUAGUCAGCCAAUCCUCCCCAGGCUAACAAAGGCCCAGUCACGAUGUGGGGGAAGAAUAAUCAGGAAAGGUUACUUAUGUGGCAGGAAAACACCGGAUGAUGCUUAAUGUGUUGUAAAAGUACACAUUUAAUAAACAGAAUGUUUUUCAGGGCGUUCUCCACAGAAACGGACGGCGGGGGCGAAGGUCAGCGAAAUGCCAACACACACUACACGAUCACACGCUGAGUGUUAGAGCAGAAAGACAGAAUGAACUGCUGAGACCGGGGAGCUCGUUAUGCUUUGUUAUUCUUCAAAAUUGUUCUAUCUCUGCGAUCGUGUGGGAUGUUUUGGCGGCUUGAUGAAGCCCUUUAGCAAAUACACAAAAUAAAUCUUUACUCCAGCUGUACAGUUCUUAACCACAGCCUCAGAAGCGGAUCUGGGAGCUCACCCUCGGACUUCCAACUGCGGGAAAACGAAAUUCUAUUUAAACGCUCUUUUAAUCGGUGUUGUGUCAAAUGUAUAAUUACAGUAAGGUGAAAAUUUAUGUACAUUAUUUAAAUAAAAUCAACUUUUUGUUAACGGACAA